CAGGCAUGACGGUGAAGAGAAACUGGGUCACCGAUCGAGAUUCGUUUAUGUCACAGCUGUGUGGGUUGCUGUUACAUAUUACCCAUUGGCUUUCAAUGGAUAGACUAAUCUCAGUGGACCUAUUAGGUUGACGGUUUGUACCAGCUGCUUAAGGAUCAAUUCAUAUUGGGCUAGGCUGGCCACAUCAAACUGGAUGAAACUAGGUCAGGCUGAAUCAAAACUAGACCAGAUCUGAACCGAGCAGACCAGACUGAUCCAGACGAUACCGGGCCCAUCCAGGAGGCCUGUUCCAGGUUCCUAUCCAGUUGAGGGCUCAAGAGUGGAUGGAAGGAGAUGAUUUUAACACAGAGGCAGUGAUGAACAUCUGUGAUGACCUGAUGGCAGACCAAAGGAUGGACAUCUCUUCUACAAUGACUGACUUCAUGUCCCCCGGGUCCACCGACCUCAUCUCCAGCUCCAUCAGCACGCCUGGCAUGGACUAUACCCGCAAGAGGAAGGGCAGUACCACCGACUACCAAAUUGAUGGCUUCUCAUUUGAUGACAUGGACCCAGACAAAGAUAAACUGGGAAGUGACCAACAGGGCCGGAUUAAAAAUGCCAGAGAGGCUCACAGCCAGAUUGAGAAGCGUCGCAGGGACAAGAUGAACAGCUUCAUUGACGAACUGGCGUCACUGGUGCCCACCUGUAAUGCCAUGUCCCGCAAGCUGGACAAGCUGACGGUCCUGCGCAUGGCUGUCCAGCACAUGAAGACGCUCAGAGGUGCAGCCAACCCAUACACGGAGGCCAACUACAAACCUUCCUUCCUCUCAGAUGAUGAACUGAAGCACUUGAUACUGAGGGCUGCUGAUGGUUUCCUGUUUGUGGUUGGGUGUGAUCGUGGCAAGAUUCUCUUUGUUUCUGAAUCAGUCUACAAAAUACUCAACUAUAGCCAGAACGACUUGAUAGGUCAGAGCCUGUUUGACUACCUUCACCCCAAGGACAUUGCCAAGGUCAAAGAGCAGCUGUCCUCUUCCGAUACGGCCCCACGAGAGAGGCUCAUUGAUGCUAAAACUGGUCUGCCAGUGAAGACAGAUAUCACCCCCGGUCCAUCUAGACUCUGUUCUGGAGCCAGACGGUCAUUUUUCUGCAGGAUGAAGUGCAACAGGCCUUCUGUCAAAGUAGAAGAUAAAGACUUUCCCUCCACCUGCUCAAAGAAAAAAGCCGACCGCAAGAGCUUCUGCACCAUCCACAGCACAGGCUACCUGAAGAGCUGGCCUCCCACCAAGAUGGGUCUUGACGAAGACAAUGAACCUGACAAUGAGGGCUGCAACCUGAGUUGCCUGGUGGCCAUCGGCCGCCUGCACCCCCACAUUGUCCCCCAGCCCAGUCUGGCAGACAUCAGAGUGAAGCCCACAGAGUACGUCUCCCGGCACGCAAUUGAUGGCAAAUUCGUCUUUGUUGACCAAAGAGCCACAGCCAUCCUAGCCUACCUUCCCCAGGAGCUGCUGGGGACCUCUUUCUAUGAGUAUUUCCACCAGGACGACAUCGGCCACCUGGCAGAGUGCCACAGACAAGUGCUGCAGAUGAGAGAGAAGAUCAACACCAACUGUUACAAAUUCAAGAUCAAAGAUGGCUCCUUCAUCACGCUGAGAAGCCGAUGGUUCAGCUUCAUGAACCCCUGGACCAAGGAGGUGGAGUAUAUCGUCUCCACAAACACUGUUGUGUCGUGUCCUAUGAUGGAAGGAUCAGACUACCCUCAAUCUGCUGCCUCACCCCAGAGUAUGGACAGUGUUCUCACCUCAGAUGGUGGGGGAAGGCGGGCGCUGCAGACGGUGCCUGGCAUCCCAGGUGGCACAAGAGCGGGAGCCGGCAAGAUUGGACGUAUGAUCGCAGAGGAAGUGAUGGAGAUCCAGAGGAUUCGAGGAUCCUCUCCCUCCAGCUGUGGCUCUAGCCCUCUAAACAUCACCAGCACCCCUCCACCCGACACCUGCUCCCCAGGGGGCAAGAAGAUUCAGAAUGGAGGGACACCCGAGCUGCCGAGUACAGGGAUCCUUCCUGGACCUGAUUCUGUAGGCUACCCCUACUCCAACCAGUCAAUCAUGAGCGACAACUCCCACCUGAGCAUAGACAUCAUGGACGAGCCCGGUUCCAGCAGCCCCAGCAAUGACGAGGCGGCCAUGGCGGUCAUCAUGUCCCUGUUGGAGGCAGAUGCUGGCCUGGGCGGCCCCGUUGACUUCAGCGACCUGCCUUGGCCUUUGUGAGGAAGCUGGAAGGGAAGAAAUAGAGAGAGAGAGACUCUGAGCACCAGAGCUACUGAUGGAGAGAGUUUGGUCAGGUUGAAUUCUGGCUGCCAUGUUUCCUGCCCUCUGCACACAGCUACACUUCAAAAAAUGUUCAUCUUAACAAAUGAUUUUUUUAAUUUAAAUUCUAAGAUUUUUCCUUACAGAAAAGAGACUAUUUCUCUUAAUGUUAUUUACUGCAGUUCCGUCUGGAUGGCUCUCAUUACUGUUCAGAUUUCACUCCUACUUUUUAACUCAUAAUUCCAUGUAAGUUGACCUGCAUUUCAUUGGGGCAAAACGAUGGAUUAUUAUAUAAAAAUGCUGGUCCAGAUGAUGUGUUAAGAUGAUGUUUGCAGUGUUAUAGUUGUCUGUAGAUGAGGGGUUCUCUAACAUUGCCACGAUGACGGACCAUUACUCUAAAAACAGUUCAGCAAAUGGAAUCAUAAGUUAUAGGUCUGCGGUGCUAACAUGUCUGCUGAUGGACUGAUCAAGGUCCAGAACAGUGGUUCUGGGCCUUGUCAUUGCCAGGUAUCAGCCAACCCAUAGCCAACACAGGACUCCUGAGACCUUCACGGACAGUGGUUGAAGUUUGAUGUGGGGUGAAAUGUGGUGUUGGGGUGGAGAGCAUUUGAUGUCUGCCUCCUACCAAAGCCCUCUCAACAUCUGUAACUGUAUGCUAUUCUCCUUGUAGGACGUUGAUACCAUACAAACACGGCUAUGGUGCACUCCACCGAAAAUGGCCAUUUUAGCCAGCUGAUCUCCAACAUGGGAAAUUAAUACACAGCAGUUAUCCUUUGGAGAUUUGCUUGGAAGACACUUAGAAGUGCGUUAUUCCCAAAAUUCCACAAGCGGGUGUAUUUCAGUUCUUUUAAAUAAUGAGAAAAUCCUAUUUGGAAAAAAAACACCUAGCUAAUGUUUCCUUAACUAACAUGAACAUUAACAACUUUUUCUCCAAGCUACUCUAAAGCUUAUAUUCACUAAAUAAUAUUUUCCCAGAAGAGUAAAUCAGAUUCUGUAUUUUUCCUGAGUUUGAAACAGAGUUUGAAACAUUAAUUUUAAGCAAAACUAAAAAAAACUGACAGCACUCACAGUAGUUCUGUAAGAAUAAGUUUGUGAUGAUAAAUUUUAAAGCUAUCCAAAAAUAAUACACAAGAAGCUCUUGCUUGUUGCGUCCGGUGAUUCAUAUGACCUGCUUAGUAGACAUCUUCAGUCCAAGUAUGGACCCCAUCCGAAACCAACCAUUGCAACCUAGCCUGGUCUGAAAGGGGACCUGAGGACACUCAGUUCAGGCUUCAGACUUGGUCCAAGAAGACCUGGGGUUAAUUGGGUGUGAUCCAAAAAUGUGAUUUGAUCCAAACAGACAAACAUGAAAGACCAUAGUUGAAUAAAUGUUAUAUGAGCUUGAA
Messenger RNA from Xiphias gladius (swordfish), 3664 nucleotides. RefSeq names its product aryl hydrocarbon receptor nuclear translocator-like 1a (gene bmal1a). Lineage: Eukaryota; Metazoa; Chordata; Actinopteri; Istiophoriformes; Xiphiidae. Gene Ontology annotation, molecular function: RNA polymerase II cis-regulatory region sequence-specific DNA binding; DNA-binding transcription factor activity, RNA polymerase II-specific; protein dimerization activity. The transcript is spliced from 20 exons. Gene Ontology annotation, biological process: circadian rhythm; regulation of transcription by RNA polymerase II. The record is from RefSeq and is a predicted model, not a curated record. Gene Ontology annotation, cellular component: cytoplasm; nucleus; aryl hydrocarbon receptor complex. Bases 324 to 2240 code for a protein of 638 amino acids.